Molecule: messenger RNA, 1288 nt
Organism: Spinacia oleracea (spinach)
Lineage: Eukaryota; Viridiplantae; Streptophyta; Magnoliopsida; Caryophyllales; Amaranthaceae
Product: protein EXORDIUM-like 3
Exons: 1
Coding region: 150-1184 (344 amino acids)
Source: RefSeq, a predicted model, not a curated record
UCUACCCUUCUUCCUCAUUUUCAAAUCAAAUUUUAUUCAAAUUUCUUAAAUAAUAAAAACUCCAAUAUAAAUACCAAUCUCUUUGUCUCACUCUCACUCAGCUCAGCUCAGCUCACACUCCCCAAACCACCACCCACCACCGCCUCACAAUGCUCCGCCUUAUCCACCACCUCCUCCCCCUCCUCCUCAUCCUCCUCUUCACCGCCGCCCAACAAGUCCAUUCUUGGCGGCCGUGGCCGAAUGCUGUAAACAACAACAGCCGCAGCAGCACGGCGGACUUCCGAUUCGGCCCCUCGAAAAAGUUCGAAGGGUCGUCGGAAUUUGUCGACUUAAAGUACCACAUGGGUCCGGUGAUGACCACCAACAUCACCGUCCAUAUAAUCUGGUACGGAAAAUGGCAGCCGUCACAGAAACGGAUCAUCCGUGAGUUCAUCAACUCAAUAUCAGCGGAUUCCGUCAAACCGCCGUCAGUUUCCGGGUGGUGGAAAACCGUUCAGCUCUACACCGACCAAACCGGGUCCAACAUUUCCCGAACCGUCAAAAUCGGGUCAGAAAAAAACGACCGGUUUUACUCCCACGGUAAAUCCCUCACCCGAUUAUCCGUACAGUCAGUAAUAAAAUCAUUUAUUACCGCGAGAACAAAACCGUUACCGGUCACCCCUAAGAACGGGAUUUACCUCCUGCUGACGUCACCUGACGUGUACGUUCAAGAUUUCUGUCAGCAAGUGUGUGGGUUCCACUAUUUUACCUUCCCUUCAAUCGUAGGGUAUACCCUACCCUACGCAUGGGUAGGGAACAGUGCGAAACUAUGCCCGGGUAUUUGUGCCUACCCGUUUGCAGUACCCACUUACAUUCCCGGGUUAAAACCCGUUAAAGCUCCGAAUGGUGACGUUGGGGUUGAAGGAAUGAUAAGUGUUAUUGCUCAUGAGAUAGCAGAGUUGGUUACUAACCCGCUUGUGAAUGCUUGGUAUGCGGGUCCUGACCCGAUUGCACCGGUUGAGAUUGCGGAUCUUUGUGAGGGGAUAUAUGGUACGGGUGGUGGUGGGUCGUAUACGGGUCAGAUGUUGGAGGGUCGAGAUGGUGCCACGUUUAAUGUGAAUGGGAUCCGACGGCAGUUCUUGAUUCAGUGGGUUUGGAACCAUGUUGUGAAUUAUUGUACUGGUCCUAAUGCCCUUGACCAGUAAUCAGUUUACUAGAAGUACUAGUUUGUAUUUUAAUUUUUGGUGUUGUUUUUGGAUUAUUAGUUUUUGUAGAUUUUUAAUUUUUUUUUGGAGGGAAGUUUGGUUUA